Messenger RNA from Vigna umbellata (rice bean), 744 nucleotides. The record is from RefSeq and is a predicted model, not a curated record. Lineage: Eukaryota; Viridiplantae; Streptophyta; Magnoliopsida; Fabales; Fabaceae.
AUGGUCCGUGAUCUAGAAAAGACGAAGAGGGAAUAUGAGGGACAACAGAGUCAGCCUGCUAGGAGUGGGGGAUCAUCUGGGUCUCGUGGUGAACUUAGCACUAGGAAGACCCCUUACACUAGACCAUCCCUUUCUUUUGGGUCUAGGGGUUCAUCCUCUCAGCCAUCAGUGCAGAUAAGACCAGUCAGGUCAUAUGGCACCGUUAGAUGUUUUGGUUGUGGAGGACCUCAUUACCAGAACAACUGCCCUCUGGCAGCUGGCACAAGGAAGUGCUUCAAGUGCGGAAAAGAGGGACACAUUGCUGCUGAGUGUACCUCUACAGCAGGAUCAGGGCCUCAAGCGCAUAGGACUCGUUUGCCUCCACCCAGGGGAGGUGGUAGACCUCAGGCAGUGGGCAGAGUAUACGCCAUGACAGGAUCAGAGGCAGUCAGCUCAGGUAACCUCAUCAUCGGUGGCUGUUUGCUUCUUGGUGUGCCUUGUGUGGUGCUAUUUGAUUCGGGGGCAACACACUCCUUCAUACCGGAGGCAUGUGUUGAGAAAUUGGGUAUGUCUGUAGAAGAGUUAGAGGUUGAUCUGGUGGUGUCUACACCAGCAUCAGGGUUAGUCAGUACGUCUUCUAUGUGUGUCCGUUGUCCGAUCGUCGUAAAGGGACGUCGGUUCAAGGUAAACCUCAUUUAUUUACCUUUGAAGGGGUUAGAGGUGAUCUUGGAAAUGGAUUGGCUAUCUGCCAAUCACAUGAACUAA